AGCAAACUGUAUGGGUAAUGAUGAAUGUCCAUUGACAUUAGAUGAUGCUGGCGGCGUUUUAGGACAUGCAUACUUUCCUGACUCUAGCGGCACCUGUAGAGAAAUCCAUUUAGAUAUAAAUGAACGCUGGUAUUUUGGAAAUAAUCCUAAUAUACCCAAAAAUCAAACUAGUUUUCUUAUGGUGUUGGUUCAUGAAAUUGGACAUGCCCUCGGCAUAGCACAUAGUGCUUCUCCGAAUGCUAUUAUGUUUGCCUUCUAUCAGCAUGAGAUUCGUGGUCUAGAUGUUGAUGAUAUAAAUGCAGUACAAUAUCUAUAUGGAAGAAAAAACAAAUAUGAUUCAAUCCCAAAGUCUACCACCGCAUCAGCAAUACCAAAAACAACAACAACUAUAAGAUCUACAACUCGCGUGAAAUUAGUUUUACUGGGUAUCAACGGUACAACUUCAUUCAUUCGAUUGCCUACGAGUGUGAACACAUUUAUUCCUAGAUACGGUGUCAGGGAGAUGAAAGCGAGCGGUGACAAAAUCUUCGUAAAAUUAACUUACUCACCAAGAGCAGCAACAUUAAAAUGA
Messenger RNA from Acanthoscelides obtectus, 571 nucleotides. NCBI's taxonomy places the organism in Eukaryota, Metazoa, Arthropoda, Insecta, Coleoptera, Chrysomelidae. The record is from the annotation of a GenBank genome assembly.